UCGCUGAAUUAAAUCAUCUGACGCGCGCGCUGUCUCCCCACUCGGGUGGAAUGUGCGCGCGGUUCUCGCCGGUUAACCGAGCAGCGGCAGCAGCAGUAGCAGCGGCAGUGGAACUGAGGCAGAGGCUGCUUGAGGACUGAAUGUCGCACUGACUUCUGAGAGGACUCGCAGCCGAGACGGGGAAGAGGACAGAGAGGCUGUUAGGAUGGCUUCAAACUUCAACGAUAUAGUGAAGCAGGGCUACGUGAGGAUUCGGAGUAAGAAACUGGGGAUCUUCAGAAGAUGCUGGCUUGUAUUCAAGAAGGCAUCCAGUAAAGGACCACGCCGAUUGGAAAAAUAUCCAGAUGAAAAAGCAGCUUACUUCAGAAGCUUUCACAAGAUAACUGAGCUCCACAACAUUAAGAACAUUACUCGAAUGCCACGAGAGACCAAGAAACACGCAGUGGCAAUUAUUUUCUGUGAUGAGACGUCAAAGACAUUUGCCUGUGAGUCAGAGCUGGAGGCCGAGGAGUGGUGGAAGUUACUGUGUUUGGAGUGUCUGGGCAGCAGACUUAAUGACAUCAGCCUGGGAGAACCGGACUUGUUAGCAGCAGGGGUGCAGAGGGAACAGAACGAAAGAUUUAAUGUUUACUUGAUGCCGACCCCAAACCUGGAUAUCUACGGAGAGUGCACGAUGCAGAUCACCCACGAGAACAUCUACCUUUGGGACAUCCAUAAUGCCAGAGUCAAGCUGGUCAUGUGGCCGCUCAACUCCCUGAGGAGAUACGGCAGAGACUCGACCUGGUUCACAUUUGAGUCUGGAAGGAUGUGUGAUACAGGGGAGGGUUUGUUCACGUUCCAGACCAGAGAAGGCGAGAUGAUCUAUCAGAGAGUUCACUCUGCCACAUUGUCCAUCGCUGAGCAACAUGAACGCAUGAUGAUGGAGAUGGAAAAGAGCUCCCAGACUCUUCCAAACGAGAGCACAUUAACAAAGUCGAUAUCUCUCCCGCGAAGCGCUUACUGGCACCACAUCACGCGUCAGAACAGCGUGGGAGACAUCUGCAAUUACCAAGGUACGAGUUUGACUAUGACGCUCAUUCCACGAGCGCAGACGUUUCAAAGCUUCUUUUCCGAGCAGACGGAGGAGGAACGGAAGCAGGAGGAGCAAGCGACGGCGGCCUCUAGCGGCUGCGACAGGGACUGCAGCAGCUCGCCGCUCCGCUGAUGAAAAGCCACGACUCACGGACAUUCCAAAGCUUUAGCAAGCUCAUAAUAGACACAUGUACAGUAUGAACUCUCUCUCUAUAUGUAUGUAUAUGUAUGACUUAAUAAUUAUUUGUAGAACAGUGUGUAUACUAAAAACUCUAGGAGCCUCUUUUUGUACGUCGAAAAGAAAAGGGAAAAAAAAAUGGCAAAAAGUUGUAAAAUAAUCUUUAUUUUCCUUGUGUGGUUUAAGACAAAUGGACUUUCUGGAGUUAUUUUUCAGAUUUACUGUACAUAUGAAUGCGCUGCAGCGCUGAACACCACAAGUUUCCUGCAUUUUUGUCUGUCGUCGUGACGCACUUAGAUUCUGUCAAACAAGAGUCUAUCUGUUUGUGAUUUAGCACCCUGCACUUUUACAUUAGAGCUUGUUUUGCACUUUUGUCAUUUGCUUUGGGUUUUAAUAUGUGCAGCCAUGUUGUCUGUAGAUACAAGCAGUGUGGGAAAUGGGGAAAAAUGUACACUUUUAAAGGAAUAGUUCACCCAAAAAUGGAUUUUCUGUUCACUUUCCAAACUGGUAUGACUUGCUUGUUUAAAUAAUGAACAAAUCACAGAUAUUUUCAAUGAAUCAGUGGAUCUAGUUCACAAAAACAGUCUGAAUGAUUAAUUUACUUCUAGGCCUAAGUAUGUUCAGAGGUUCCAUUGAACUCUAUUGGUAAUGAUGCGACUAUAGUUGCUUUGGGAAACACAUCCCAGGAUGUCUGAAAUAUGAAAAGCAAUUUUAUUAGAAUUUUUGGACGAACUAUUCCAACUCAUCUUUUCCCCCUUAUAUUAUAUGAAACUAAUUUCUGAAAUGUGUCUACACACUGGACGAGAGGUUCGGUUAUCCUGAAUCUUCUCACUCUGCAGAAGAAGUGCCUUCAGACUCUUCUAGCCCGAGACUCUGGCUAGAACGCUGAUUAAAUUAGCAUCCUGCUAGUCAUCCAACAUGUUUAUAACUGAAUUACGUUUAUACGUUGACA
This is a messenger RNA of Carassius gibelio (silver crucian carp), 2201 nucleotides long. RefSeq names its product docking protein 6. Bases 206 to 1204 code for a protein of 332 amino acids. Gene Ontology annotation, cellular component: cytoplasm. The record is from RefSeq and is a predicted model, not a curated record. The transcript is spliced from 8 exons. Gene Ontology annotation, biological process: positive regulation of MAPK cascade; cell surface receptor protein tyrosine kinase signaling pathway. NCBI's taxonomy places the organism in Eukaryota, Metazoa, Chordata, Actinopteri, Cypriniformes, Cyprinidae.